Molecule: messenger RNA, 693 nt
Organism: Penicillium maclennaniae
Lineage: Eukaryota; Fungi; Ascomycota; Eurotiomycetes; Eurotiales; Aspergillaceae
Product: SAP domain-containing protein
Exons: 3
Coding region: 1-693 (230 amino acids)
Source: RefSeq, a predicted model, not a curated record
AUGGCUGCGCCUCGUCAUACAUCCCUGCGCGCUCUGCGCCAGCUUUCUCAGCAACCCAUCGCCGCCCCUGCUCGUCGUGGUCUUCACAUCACUGGCGUUCAGUCUGCUCAGCCCGCCAACCCUGCCGACAAGGCCUCUCUCUAUGCCGCUCGCAGCCUUCCGGACCUCAAAACGGAAUGCCAAAGACGCUCUCUCCGUGCUGCUGGCAGCAAGUCCGAGCUGAUCGAGCGCCUCUCCAACCACGAUGUCCUCCAGUCUCUCAAUCCACUCGCCAAUUCAACACAUCCCGCUCCUCCAAAGCAGUUGGUGACUCCUCCACAGUCGAUCUCAGUCUACAUGCCCAUCAUGUCCGACAUGGAAACCCGCACAUCCCGCCUGGCUCAAAUCCCGGUCCUUUCCGAUCUCUACUCGCACCACGAGUCCACCUCCCCCUCCGCCCCACCCAUGAAGCCCCAGAUCUACACAGUCUCCGGUGCCGGCGUCGUCGCUGCCUCUCCAAUGAGCGAAGUUGUCGACAAUCACUCCGUUGACAUCGACCCAUUCUCACUUACUGAGGCUGUGGAUCGCUCGCGCGUUGGCGAGGAGGUUCAGCGCCGGACUAACGGCAAACAUACCGAGACGGGCAUCAUCAAGGAGCUGUGGACUGGGUUUUUGGAUGAUGUUCUCGGGCCCAAGGAGGUCGCGCGUAAGUAG